Messenger RNA from Colletotrichum scovillei, 1840 nucleotides. RefSeq names its product O-methyltransferase. Lineage: Eukaryota; Fungi; Ascomycota; Sordariomycetes; Glomerellales; Glomerellaceae. The record is from RefSeq and is a predicted model, not a curated record. The transcript has 4 exons. Bases 251 to 1435 code for a protein of 394 amino acids. Gene Ontology annotation, molecular function: O-methyltransferase activity.
CGGCAGAGCGGGGCGACCUUCGGCCUCUCGAGGCCCACCCCGGAAUCGGUGAUUUUGCUCGGUGAAUUCAUCUCCGCUCGAUGUAAGCCGGACCUUGGCCUGAAGUGCUCAUUUUGCAUUGCAGCGCGUAGAUAUAUAUCGAAGGAGAGAUUCUUGAAACUCAGAUAGUUUCGCCACCAAGUCCUCGUUCAAAACCUCGCAAACACACACCUCAGUGAACCAGAUUCAUCACCUCAACCGCAAUUCAAUCAUGAAUGACCCCUCCAAGACCUUCAAUACGCUAGCAACUCAGCUUUCGCAGCUGGCAAAUUCGACCUCAAGCGAUGUUGAAAAGAACAGCGCCGCCGUUGACAUAGCCCGCAGGAUCCUCGCGGCAGCUCGAGGACCGACACCAGAUUGGAUGGACCGGAUGAUAAAUGUAAUGGAAUUGACUGGACUCAAACUGCUCCUUGACUGGAACGCACUGGCCAUGAUACCAUCGGAGGGCGCGAUAACAUACGCUGAGUUGGCCAAAAAGCUGUCAGCGGAGGAGCCCUUACUUCGACGGCUAGCUUGGGUGCUUGUUUCUAGUGGGAUGUUGCGUCAGGUUGAUGACGACAAGAUCGCGCAUACAGAGAAGUCACGCGAGUAUCUUCCCGGGACACCUAAUGAACUCCUGCUACACAUGAUGUUCGAAGAACAUGUUACGACGGCUCUGAAGCUGCCCGAGUACUUUGAACAGUACGGCCGCCGGGAGCCAGCCACUCGCCAGCACACUCCCUAUGCCUUUUCACGCGGUCAGCCAGAAAAGGAGAUCUGGGAGAUUCACCAAGAGAACCCUGCACAGGUAAAGAGGUUCAUGGGAGUUAUGGAAAUGGUGCAGUCAUUCAUUCCUCUAGCUGGUAUCUACGACUUUGGCUGGGUGGAGACGAGGCUGUCUGAGCAGCAUGACAGACCGCUUCUCGUGGAUGUGGGUGGCAGCAAGGGCCACGCCAUCAAGGCGAUUAUGAAGGAGAACCCUUUUAUUCCAGCCGAUCGCAUAGUUCUCCAGGACAGAGAUGAGGUGAUUCAACAGGUUGUGGAACUCAAAGAUUCGGGGCUCGAUGGGGUACACCUACAGGUACACGACUUCCACGAAGCGCAACCUGUCAAAAACGCACUGAUCUAUUGGAUCCGGCGAUGUCUGCACGACUAUGGAGACGACGACUGCGCCACGAUGCUCACGCAGCUAUCGGAUGCCAUGAGUUCGGACAGUAAGGUACUUAUCGUCGAGUAUGUCCUUCCGAGCCCUCCUCCGCCCAUUGGCGCCAUGACAGACUUCAGCAUGCUUGGAAUUGGGGGAAAGGAACGGACAGCCAAUGACUGGGAGGUGCUUGUUGCUAGGUCUGGGCUCAAGAUUGAGAAGAUUCAUGGCCUGGAUAUGAAGAUGCAGGUCAUUGAGUGUGUUAAGGCCUGAUUUGGAAGUGAACGAGAGCCAGAGCUGUUGUUGAUCAACCACCGUAGUUCGUCGUGAAUUUUGUGAUACGCUCGACAAUCACCACUUCUCCUGGAUUCCGAGGCUUUGUUCAACUAAAUGAUGAUUGUGUCUUGGCAGGAAAGGGUGUGUACUGGGAUGUUUUAAUCGCUAUUUUGGUUUUCGAUAAACAACUAUUCGUCACCUUGAGCGGCAUAAUUAAUCCCGUGGAGUACAAAGAUGUCCGCGUGUAAACGGAGCCGCAGACGAAACUUUCCUGCUCUAGGGAAUUACACAAACUCAUGUUGCCCCGGAAGUUUCUCUGUCUCCAUGUUUGUCCUGGAACCGGUCAUGAAACAACCUUAAGUCCACCGGCAAACUCUACUACGUACUUUAUUUGACACAUGC